Molecule: messenger RNA, 1844 nt
Organism: Chenopodium quinoa (quinoa)
Lineage: Eukaryota; Viridiplantae; Streptophyta; Magnoliopsida; Caryophyllales; Amaranthaceae
Product: 12S seed storage globulin 1-like
Exons: 3
Coding region: 416-1495 (359 amino acids)
Molecular function (GO): nutrient reservoir activity
Source: RefSeq, a predicted model, not a curated record
UUUAAAAAGCAGCAGUAUGUUCUUUAUAAAACAGUUUCUUGUUCUUUCCGCGCUUUUUGUCUGUAGCAAGCAAGGUACAGGCUUAUGUACCUUAAAAUUUUCAACUUAUUCUCACUCUCUUUACACCAAAAAGAAAAUAAAAAUAAAGCAUUUUCGCUCCGUAAUCGAUUAACAAAUCACAACAUUAGUGUGCUACGUUACACCUAUACUCCCACCACAUUCUGUUACAAAUUCUCAUGGUCAUAAGACUAAUAACAAUAACGACCUAUAAAUAAAAUCCAUCCCCCAAAAUCAGCUAUACCAUACCAUUUCAUUCAAUUGUAAUAUCAAUUCACCUUUCUUUAAUCAAACAUUAUAAUCUUCUUCAUUGCAUCUCAAAUUCAGAAUUAAAAUAAAAAAUAAAAAAAUAAAAAAAAUGGAGAAAAUGGAAAUUGAUCUUACACCCCAAUUAGCAGCAAAAGUUCAUGGUGGAACAGGAGGUACAUACUAUGCAUGGUGUGACUCAGAACUUCCUAUGUUACGCGAGGGUAACAUUGGCGCUUCAAAACUUGUUCUUCAGAAAUUUGGGUUUUCUCUUCCUGCUUAUUCUGAUUCUUCCAGAGUUGCCUAUGUUCUUCAGGGCACCGGAGUAUGUGGGAUUGUCCUUCCAGAAAAGGAAGAGAAAGUGAUUCCGAUCAAGAAAGGAGAUGCAAUAGCCCUACCCUUUGGCGUAGUAUCCUGGUUGUACAACAAAGAAGAUACAGAACUAGUGAUCUUGUUUCUUGGUGACACCUCGAAAGCCCACAAAGCAGGCCGAUUCACAGACUUUUUCUUGACAGGCUCGAAUGGCAUAUUCACUGGAUUUAGUACGGAGUUUGUAGGCCGAGCAUGGGACUUGGAUGAAAAAACAGUGAACUCCCUUGUAGGAAAUCAACCCGGGAGUGGGAUCGUGGAGCUUGAUGGAUCAGCCAAAAUGCCUGAACCUAAGAAUGAGAAUAGGAGGGGCAUGGUGUUGAACUGUGAGGAAGCUCCUUUUGAUGUGGAUAUUAAGAAUGGUGGGAGAGUAGUGGUUUUGAACACCAAGAAUUUGCCCUUGGUUGGAGAGGUUGGACUUGGGGCUGAUCUCGUGAGGUUGGAUGGUAGUGCAAUGUGCUCCCCUGGCUUUUCCUGUGACUCUGCCCUUCAGGUCACCUACAUUGUUCGGGGAAGUGGCCGAGUUCAAGUUUUGGGGAUUGAUGGAAGAAGGGUGCUGGAAACUACUGUGAAGGCAGGGCAGUUGUUUAUAGUUCCAAGGUUCUUUGUCGUCUCCAAGAUUGCUGAUCCUUCGGGGAUGGAGUGGUUCUCUAUCAUUACUACACCCAACCCAAUAUUCACGCACUUAGCUGGAAAGACCUCAGCAUGGAAAGCACUAUCCCCUGAAGUACUGCAGGCAGCCUUCAACGUGAGCCCAGAGAUAGAGAAUCAGUUCAGAUCAAAGAGGACUUCGGAUGCAAUCUUUUUCCCCCCACCUAACUGAGCAGAUCAAAUCACCGAUUUCUUUAUUGCUUCAAGUUGUCCGAUUUAGUAGUAUGACCUUUGAUCUGUCUCGUCUAGCACCAUCUUACUGAACCAACUAAUGUUUCAAUUCUGUCUUAGCCUUUGUUUGUGCUAUUAGUGUAAUGACUUCUUCUACGAAGAAAAUUUUGAAAUUUGUAAUAGAGGAUGGCUUUUGCUGCCAUCAGAAGAGGCUAGUAUGUAAUAGUACUAAACGCUAACUUUCAAACUGACGCAUGAUGCUAUGAAUGAAUCAUGAGAUAAUAAAUUUUGUUAUAAUAAAUUUGAUUAUGGAGUAUCUCCUAAUUAAAGGUGUUCCAUUUUCUUCCUAA